AUGGAAGAUGCGACCUGUCAUGGUUGUGGCGAAAAAGGGCAUGUAAAGACCAGCUACCCAAAGAAGGCGACUAAAGGAAAAGGCACUUCAAAUGCGCAAGCUAAGCCUUGUGGGAUCUGUAAUAAGGAAGGGCACAAGACCUUGGAGUGCCAAGACAUAAAGGACGCAACCUGCUAUGGUUGCAAUGAAAUAGGGCACAUCAAAACUAUUUGCCCUAAUAAAACCAAGAAGCCUGGGGAGGCUAAGAAGACCAAAGCUGGAAGCUCUCAAAUGGAUACUCAAGAGGCUAUUCAGGAUGACAAUGUCACAACAGCUAUUAGAAAGGCUAUGAGAAAAGCCAUGAAAAGGUUCAAGAAGCCAGAUGUUGCACGCUCUAAAACACAUGUCGCUGCUCAUAAGAAGAGCUUUAUUCAGGCUUCAAAUGCGAAGUAUAACCCAAACAAAAUAAUUUAUGGCAAGGAGCCCAUUCCUUUUAGAAUGUACUUAAAAGUACUCCGUCUCUUGGAAGUCAAGAGACUUCAAUAG
Molecule: messenger RNA, 525 nt
Organism: Helianthus annuus (common sunflower)
Lineage: Eukaryota; Viridiplantae; Streptophyta; Magnoliopsida; Asterales; Asteraceae
Exons: 2
Coding region: 1-525 (174 amino acids)
Molecular function (GO): zinc ion binding; nucleic acid binding
Source: RefSeq, a predicted model, not a curated record